This is a messenger RNA of Tricharina praecox, 602 nucleotides long. RefSeq lists its product as uncharacterized. The record is from RefSeq and is a predicted model, not a curated record. Bases 102 to 554 code for a protein of 150 amino acids. Lineage: Eukaryota; Fungi; Ascomycota; Pezizomycetes; Pezizales; Pyronemataceae. The transcript has a single exon.
GCGAGGACCAGGACUCCCAGCACCCAAAGAAGAAGAAGAAGCAUCAUGGAGACGCGCUAUGGGUGAUGCGGCGUCACGGCCGUAUCCCAGUUGUUCCGUGAAUGGUAUUGAUUCCGAGUCUAAGGAGUGCCUACUUCCGAAGGACGGCUGCUGAUGAGUGCCAUGUAGUUCCCCCUUUGCCCACCCUGCUCGUCGACGAUUUUCUAUCACUGGCCCUGUUUGCCUGCAGCAUCGUUCUUUCGUACGCUUACAUCGGUCCCUGGAAUUAUCCCGACGAAAACAGGUUAUGGCCUCCUUUUUUCUUACGUGACCCGGUAAUUGAGGUUUUCCCCCUUCUCUUCGUGUUUCAGAGUUUAUUCUCCUGUGAAGACGGCUUUCUGUCGGUAUUUUUGAAUUUUUGGAUAUCUCGUCGGUUCCGCGUGUUAUUGCAGAUAGCUCGUAUUUGGCCUAAACGUUUGUCGAGACGUAAGAGGCCUUUUUCUCUGGUUUUUGUUGAUUGUUUUUGCGAGUUUCGAGGCUAUCUCCUAGUUUUUGUUUGUAUUUUAGACCCAUAAUCCGAAUGCUUCAUACACGCCCCCACAUACUUACCUACAUGCGCAUGU